AUGGCCACAUCUCUCUUCCGGUCAACCUUGGGCUUUGUGUCCAACAUCUUCUCUUCCAUUGGCAUUUCCGAACACUCUACCACUGCCUCGACAGUCAAUGUGAACUCGGGUUCACAACAAAGAAAGAGAAAGGCAGCCGAUGACAGUGAAGACGAAGAAGACUAUAUACCAAGUUCAAAGAGACGCAGGCUUUAUAAGGGUCGACCAGACUUCAUUCCUUAUUCCAACCAAGAUGAUUCUGCACGUUUCACACCAAGUGUUUUCCCAAGACAAUCUGCCACAGCCCUAGCCAAAGCCGAACUUGACCGAGCAAUGAUGCCUCCGCCUGCAACACCCACUCAAGAUUUCGAUCAGUCAGGUGAAACGUACCAGAUCAGAGACGAUGAUGCAAUUUCCUUCACCACAACCGCAAUGAACAAGCGACGAGUCGAGGACAUGGAUGAAGAACAAAUGGAAGCCGCCCGCCGUCAUGCUGCUGCAAUACAACUCCCCGCCGAUUCUGGUACUUGGUCGGAAGCAGAACAAGAACUUUUCUUCCGCCUCGCAAAGCGAGGAUUCCAACCAUUGCUGCCUCAGAGCUGGAUGCUUGAUUUCGAUACGUUACCGUUGAGCAUAUUUGCCGACGAAGAGCUGUUGGAGCCACCUCUGAUUCAAAACAUGAGAGAUAAUCAGUUUAGAGCUGCUCAUGCGCUACGCAGACUUCUCGAGGCUGGUCAUGACGUUCGAGACAGAACUCAUGUGAGCCCUGGUGUGAGACGGGAAAAGAUUCUGGAACGUAUCGUGAAGAGAUAUCUACACUGGGCUUUGACAGAUGUGGGACUACGACCAAAAUCCCUAACCAACUAUCUGCCCACUCAUGUGAUUGUGACGCACCGCAAAGGUCGAUCAACUUUUCAGACACUGGAGGAAAUGGCCAACAAAUUGCACACUUUAGCCGAGAAACAUCGAAAGAGGGCAACAAAAAUUUAUCCAACUAUUGAGUCUGAAGAACCACAAGUCAUGUUCUCUGGUGAGCUCGACACAGCACAAGAAGUCCCCGAGUGUCCAACUCUGUUUGGGCUGGUCUUUAUUUCAUCCAUGCUUGCGAUCAUGACCUUGAGCCCAUUCACUGGUGAAAUCAAGAUCACAGGCAAUUCAAAGUCGCAAUCUAUUCCACCUUCCAUCUCUAAUGACUAUCUCCGGACGAUUGUCGAUCUGGAUUUCAGUCAAAAAGACCAAGACGUGUGGAAUUCUUUGGGCGUUGCAAUUGUUGCCAUGUCAAUUCGAAAUGAGGCAUUGAAGGUCAAUGCUUCGGACAUGACUAACGACGCUUGGGAUGGGGCAUCUAUCCUGACUUCAAGAUAUGGCGACGAUGAUAUGGAGAGUCUCAUCGGUGCUGGAGCCGAUCCAGAUCUUUGA
Exophiala bonariae is the source of this 1398-nucleotide messenger RNA. RefSeq lists its product as uncharacterized. NCBI's taxonomy places the organism in Eukaryota, Fungi, Ascomycota, Eurotiomycetes, Chaetothyriales, Herpotrichiellaceae. The coding region runs from base 1 to 1398 and encodes 465 amino acids. The record is from RefSeq and is a predicted model, not a curated record. The transcript has a single exon.